AUGGGCCAUCACGAUGUCAUGUCCAGCCAGGAGCCUGGCGCCAGCUCUCCUCACGAGGGCAUGUCCGCCGGGACCUACCUCAAGACGCGUCUCACCACUCUCCGCCCGGCCAUGCUCGACCUGCCCAACCCCAUCAGUCUUUUGCGCAUGCUCAACGGCCAGCAAUGGGCCUUUUUCUUCAUUGCCUUUGCCGCCUGGACGUGGGACGCCUUUGACUUUUUCACCGUUUCCCUCACCGUCAGCGACUUGGCCGAGCAGUUUGGCAAAACAAAAACCGACAUCACAUGGGGCAUCACCCUCGUCCUCAUGUUCCGCUCCGUCGGCUCCAUCGCAUUCGGUAUCGCCAGUGAUCGCUACGGUCGCAAGUGGCCCUUUGUCGUCAAUAAUCUACUCUUCAUCGUCCUUGAACUAGGAACCGGGUUUUGCCAGACGUAUCCUCAGUUUUUAGCCUGCCGCGCCCUUUUCGGCGUGGCAAUGGGUGGCCUCUACGGAAAUGCCGCCGCCACCGCGCUGGAAGACUGUCCCGAGGCGGCCCGCGGUCUGGUCAGCGGCAUGCUGCAACAAGGUUAUGCAUUCGGAUACCUCCUUUGCGCCGCCUUUGCCCGCGGCCUCGUCAAUACCACCUCGCACGGAUGGCGGCCGCUAUACUGGUUCGGUGCUGGCCCUCCUGUGCUCUUCAUCAUCUUCCGCCUCAUGCUACCCGAGACGUCCGUCUACCGCGAGCGUGAAGCUCUCCGUGAAGAGGCCAAGCGCAACGGCUCCAACGGCGCCCAAUCGGUCGGCUCCGUCUUCCUCAAGGAGGGCAAGAUUGCCAUCCGCAAGCACUGGCUCCUCCUCACUUACCUCGUGCUCCUCAUGGCCGGUUUCAACUUUAUGAGCCACGGCAGCCAGGACCUGUACCCGACCAUGCUGCAGAACCAGCUCUCGUUCAGUGCCAACAAGGUUACUGUUACGCAGGUCGUCGCCAACCUUGGCGCCAUGACGGGCGGCACCGUCGUCGGCUUCCUCAGCCAGUCGGUUGGCCGCCGCAUCAGCAUAAUUGUCUGCUGCAUCUGCGGCGGUGCGCUGCUGUACCCGUACACAUUUGUACGCUCGACGUCGGUCAUGGCCGCCGCCUUUUUCCAGCAGUUCUUCGUGCAGGGCGCCUGGGGCGUCAUCCCAAUCCACCUGAUGGAGCUGUCGCCCGGCGCCUUCCGCACCUUUGUCGUCGGCACCUCGUAUCAGCUCGGUAACCUCGUGUCUUCGGCGUCGUCGACGAUUGAGUCGCGCAUCGGUGAGCGCUUUCCGCUGCCACCGUCGGCAUCGGGCCAGUCGCGAUAUGACUACGGCCUCGUCAUCUGCAUCUUCAUGGGCUGCGUCUACGGCUACACCAUGCUUCUCACAUUUCUCGGCCCGGAGCACCUGCGCCGCAGCUUUGAUGUCGAGCACGACCACGACGCCCAGGAGGCGGCCGGAUGGGAUGCCGUCGCGGCCGCCCACGGGCCCCGCGCCAGCGAUAGCGACGAAAAGUUUGCCCGACCCCACCGCAAGGGCGAGCAUGACGAGGGGUCGCCCGCGUAG
Messenger RNA from Akanthomyces muscarius, 1560 nucleotides. RefSeq lists its product as uncharacterized. The transcript has 4 exons. Gene Ontology annotation, biological process: plasma membrane lactate transport. Gene Ontology annotation, cellular component: plasma membrane. Bases 1 to 1560 code for a protein of 519 amino acids. NCBI's taxonomy places the organism in Eukaryota, Fungi, Ascomycota, Sordariomycetes, Hypocreales, Cordycipitaceae. The record is from RefSeq and is a predicted model, not a curated record. Gene Ontology annotation, molecular function: secondary active monocarboxylate transmembrane transporter activity.